CGGGCCGAGGCUGUGGGACAGAGACCGCGAGGGAGGCGGCCGGCGCGGGCUCUCGCCACGGGCGCAGCGCCCCUUCCCCUCGGACCCUCCGGUGGACAUGGGUGGGGCCCUGGGGCCGGCCCUGUUGCUCACCUCGCUCUUCGGUGCCUGGGUGGGGCCAGGUCGGGGGCAGGGCGAGCAGGGAAUGACGGUGGCCGUGGUGUUUGGCAGCUCAGGGCUGCCCCAGGCCCAGGGCCGUGCCCGCCUCACCCCCCAGAGCUUCCUGGACCUGCCCCUGGAGAUCCAGCCGCUCACAGUGGGGGUCAACACCACCAACCCCAGCAGCCUUCUCACCCACAUCUGCGGCCUCCUGGGUGCUGCCCGCAUCCACGGUAUUGUCUUUGAGGACAACGUGGGCACCGAGGCGGUGGCCCAGAUCCUUGACUUCAUCUCCUCCCAGACCCAUGUGCCCAUCCUCAGCAUCAGUGGAGGCUCUGCUGUGGUCCUCACCCCCAAGGAGCCGGGCUCCGCCUUCCUGCAGCUGGGCGUGUCCCUGGAGCAGCAGCUGCAGGUGCUGUUUAAAGUGCUGGAGGAGUACGACUGGAGCGCCUUCGCCGUCAUCACCAGCCUGCACCCGGGCCACGCGCUCUUCCUGGAGGGCGUGCGCGCCGUCGCCGACGCCAGCCACGUGAGCUGGCGGCUGCUGGACGCGGUCACGCUGGAGCUGGGCCCGGGAGGGCCGCGCGCGCGCAUCCAGCGCCUGCUGCGCCAGCUCGACGCGCCCGUGUUCGUGGCCUACUGCUCGCGCGAGGAGGCCGAGGUGCUCUUCGCCGAGGCGGCGCAGGCCGGCCUGGUGGGGCCCGGCCACGUGUGGCUGGUGCCCAACCUGGCGCUGGGCAGCACCGAUGCGCCCCCCGCCACCUUCCCCGUGGGCCUCAUCAGCGUCGUCACCGAGAGCUGGCGCCUCAGCCUGCGCCAGAAGGUCCGCGACGGCGUGGCCAUUCUGGCCCUGGGCGCCCACAGCUACUGGCGCCAGCACGGAACCCUGCCAGCCCCGGCGGGGGACUGCCGUGCUCACCCUGGGCCCGUCAGCCCUGCCCGGGAGGCCUUCUACAGGAACCUACUGAAUGUCACCUGGGAGGGCCGAGACUUCUCCUUCAGUCCUGGUGGCUACCUGGUCCAGCCCACCAUGGUGGUGAUCGCCCUCAACCGGCACCGCCUCUGGGAGCUGGUGGGGCGCUGGGAGCAUGGCGUCCUAUACAUGAAGUACCCCGUGUGGCCUCGCUACAGUGCCUCUCUGCAGCCUGUGGUGGACAGUCGACACCUGACGGUGGCCACGCUGGAAGAGCGGCCCUUUGUCAUCGUGGAGAGCCCUGACCCUGGCACAGGAGGCUGUGUCCCCAACACCGUGCCCUGCCGCAGGCACAGCAACCACACCUUCAGCAGCGGGGACAUGGCCCCCUACACCAAGCUCUGCUGUAAGGGAUUCUGCAUCGACAUCCUCAAGAAGCUGGCCAGGGUGGUCAAAUUCUCCUACGACCUGUACCUGGUGACCAACGGCAAGCAUGGCAAGCGGGUGCGCGGCGUAUGGAACGGCAUGAUUGGGGAGGUGUACUACAAGCGGGCAGACAUGGCCAUCGGCUCCCUCACCAUCAAUGAGGAGCGCUCCGAGAUCGUAGACUUCUCUGUGCCCUUCGUGGAGACGGGCAUCAGUGUGAUGGUGGCUCGCAGCAAUGGCACUGUCCCCUCGGCCUUCUUGGAGCCAUAUAGCCCUGCGGUGUGGGUGAUGAUGUUUGUCAUGUGCCUCACUGUGGUGGCCAUCACCGUCUUCAUGUUCGAGUACUUCAGCCCCGUCAGCUACAACCAGAACCUCACCAGAGGCAAGAAGUCCGGGGGCCCAUCUUUCACUAUUGGCAAGUCCGUGUGGCUACUGUGGGCACUGGUCUUCAACAACUCAGUGCCCAUCGAGAACCCGCGGGGCACCACCAGCAAGAUCAUGGUUCUGGUCUGGGCCUUUGCUGUCAUCUUCCUCGCCAGCUACACGGCCAACCUGGCCGCCUUCAUGAUCCAAGAGCAAUACAUCGACACUGUGUCGGGCCUCAGUGACAAGAAGAGUCUCCAUUUGGAAAACACAGGAGUGGCCUGGACAGCCUUUAAGACCUUCUGCUCUGACUAUGCAAGUCCACACUGGGGCUGGGCUCUGGGGUUUCAGCGGCCUCAAGAUCAGUACCCACCUUUCCGCUUCGGCACGGUGCCCAACGGCAGCACAGAGCGUAACAUCCGCAGUAACUACCGUGACAUGCACACCCACAUGGUCAAGUUCAACCAGCGCUCGGUGGAGGACGCGCUCACCAGCCUCAAGAUGGGGAAGCUGGAUGCCUUCAUCUAUGAUGCUGCUGUCCUCAACUACAUGGCAGGCAAGGACGAGGGCUGCAAGCUGGUCACCAUUGGGUCUGGCAAGGUCUUUGCCACCACUGGCUACGGCAUCGCCAUGCAGAAGGACUCCCACUGGAAGCGGGCCAUAGACCUGGCGCUCUUGCAGUUCCUGGGGGAUGGAGAGACACAGAAACUGGAGACAGUGUGGCUCUCGGGGAUCUGCCAGAAUGAGAAGAAUGAGGUGAUGAGCAGCAAGCUGGACAUCGACAACAUGGCAGGCGUCUUCUACAUGCUGCUGGUGGCCAUGGGGCUGGCCCUGCUGGUCUUCGCCUGGGAGCACCUGGUCUACUGGAAGCUGCGCCACUCGAUGCCCAACACAUCCCAGCUGGACUUCCUGCUGGCUUUCAGCAGGGGCAUCUACAGCUGCUUCAGCGGGGUGCAGAGCCUCGCCAGCCCACCGCGGCAGCCCAGCCCACUCACGGCCAGCUCGGCCCAGGCCAGCGUGCUCAAGAUGCUGCAGGCGGCCCGCGACAUGGUGACCACGGCGGGCGUGAGCAGCUCCCUGGACCGCGCCACUCGCACCAUCGAGAAUUGGGGUGGAGGCCGCCGUGCGCCCCCACCGUCUCCCUGCCCGACCCCGCGGUCCUGGCCCCAGCCCAUGCCUGCCCACCCCGGUCCGCCCCCACAGCCGAGCCCCGGGCAGGGGACCGCCAGGCGGGGUCGCGCGGCGCUUGUGCGCAGGGCUCAGCAGCCCCCGGGCCGCCCCCCGACGCCGGGGCCGCCCCUGUCCGACGUCUCCCGAGUGUCGCGCCGCCCAGCCUGGGAGGCGCGGUGGCCGGUGCGGGCCGGGCACUGCGGGAGGCACCUCUCGGCCUCCGAGCGGCGCGCCCUCCCAGAGCGACCCCUGUCGCUCACGCGCUGUCACUACAGCUCCUUUCCUCGAGCCGACCGAUCCGGCCGCCCCUUCCUCCCGCUCUUCCCGGAGCCCCCGGAGCCGGAGGACCUGCUGCUGCUCGGGGCAGAGCAGCUGGCCCGGCGGGAGGCCCUGCUGCACGCGGCCUGGGCCCGGGGCUCGCGCCCGCGCCACGCUUCCCUGCCCAGCUGCGUGGCCGAGGCCUUCGCUCGGCCCAGCUCGCUACCCGCUGGGUGCACCGGCCUCGCCUGCGCCCGCCCCGACGGCCACUCGGCCUGCAGGCGCUUGGCGCAGGCGCAGGCGCAGUCGAUGUGCCUGCCGAUCUACCGGGAGGCCUGCCAGGAGGGCGAGCAGGCAGGGGCCCCCGCCUGGCAGCACAGACAGCACGUCUGUCUGCACGCCCACGCCCACCUGCCAUUUUGCUGGGCGGCUGUCUGUCCUCACCUUCCACCCUGUGCCAGCCACGGCUUCUGGCUCCCUGGAGCCUGGGGGCCUCUGGGGCACAGGGGCAGGACUCUGGGGCUGGGCACAGGCUACAGAGACAGUGGGGGACUGGACGAGGUCAGCAGGGUAGCCUGUGGGACGCAAGGCUUCCCGGGACCCUGCACCUGGAGACGGAUCUCCAGUCUGGAGUCAGAAGUGUGAGUUAUCAGCCACCCAGGCUCCGAGCCAGCUGGAUUCUCUGCCUGCCACUGUCAGGGUUAAGCGGCAGGCAGGAUUGGGCUUUUCUGGCUUCUACCAUGAAAUCCUAGCCAUGGGACCCCAAUGACAGAUGAUGUCUUCCAUGAUCAUCAGUGGCCUCAGUAGCCUCAAAUCAUGGUGAGGGCUGGGCUUUUGCUGUCCUCUUAUCAUGCAGAAUUCUGCCAGGAGGGUGUGCUGUGGGGGUCAGACUCCUGAGGUUCUCCCUGCCCUGGGGCUAGCCAGUUAUUGGUCACGGCAGCUGUGGGCAUGGAGGCUGGAACUUGUGGUUGAGGCAGGGCCAUCCUGAUCCUUGCUCUACCUGGCUGGAGUUGCUUCUCAUCAGAGCACUGGGACAUUAAACCAACCUUUUACAACA
Nomascus leucogenys (northern white-cheeked gibbon) is the source of this 4325-nucleotide messenger RNA. RefSeq names its product glutamate receptor ionotropic, NMDA 2C. Gene Ontology annotation, cellular component: plasma membrane; NMDA selective glutamate receptor complex; postsynaptic membrane. Gene Ontology annotation, molecular function: transmitter-gated monoatomic ion channel activity involved in regulation of postsynaptic membrane potential; NMDA glutamate receptor activity. Gene Ontology annotation, biological process: monoatomic ion transport; synaptic transmission, glutamatergic; excitatory postsynaptic potential. NCBI's taxonomy places the organism in Eukaryota, Metazoa, Chordata, Mammalia, Primates, Hylobatidae. The record is from RefSeq and is a predicted model, not a curated record.